AUGGUCGAAUUCGAGAAUGAUCCAUGCUGCUUCAGCGACAUCACCAAAAUUCGAACGAAAUCAAUCCAUUUCGACUGGACUAUCGACUAUUCCCUCAAACAGGUCAAAGGGUCAGCGGAAUUGACCUGCGAUGUCCUCGAAGAAGGCCUCUGUACAUUCAUGUUGGAUACCCGAGAACUGGAUGUUCAAAAAGUCCUGAUCGAGGGAAACGAAAUGAAGUUUUCCUUCGGCCAAGCUGGCCAAAAUGGCAAAUCAGAAGCGCUAGGCAAACCGCUUAUCAUUGUUCUUCCUGAUGUUCCACCACCAAAAGGAGAAGAUCUCGUCGUAAAGAUCUUUUACAACACGACUGAGAAAUGCUCUGCUCUUCAGUGGCUUACAAAGGAGCAAACCGCCGGUGGCGAGCACCCUUACAUGUUCUCCCAGUGCCAGGCGAUUCACGCCCGCUCUCUCUUCCCCUGCCAAGAUUCUCCUGGAGUCAAGAUCAAGUACACGGCCAAGGUCUCCGUUGCUGCUCCUCUCGUCGCCCUGAUGAGCGCCAAUCUCCAACACGAUAAGACGGAGAAAACCGAUUCUGUCAACACUUUUUACUUCUCCCAACAUGUUCCUAUGCCCUCCUAUCUGGUCGCGAUCGCGUCCGGCGCUUUGGAGAGCCGAGAAAUUGGCCCUCGAUCGCGAGUCUGGUCGGAGAAAGAGUUCGUCGACAAGGCUGCUUUUGAAUUUUCGCAGACUGAAGACUUCAUCAAGGCGGGAGAGUCCCUCCUCGGCCCUUAUGUUUGGGGACAGUACGAUCUUCUCGUCCUCCCUCCUUCUUUCCCCUACGGAGGGAUGGAAAACCCCUGCCUGACUUUUGUCACUCCGACUCUUCUUGCCGGCGACAAAUCUCUCGCAAACGUCGUUGCUCACGAAAUCGCCCACUCCUGGACAGGAAACUUAGUGACUAACGUAAACUGGCAGCAUUUCUGGCUCAACGAAGGACAUACAGUUUUCGUUGAGCGAAAGAUCGUCGAGAAAAUUUACAAUAGGCCGACUGCGGAGUUCCAGGCAAUUGGUGGCUGGACAGGCCUUGUGGAAACUGUAGACACUUUGGGAGCAGAGCAUGAGUACACCAAGCUGGUGAUUAAAAACGAUGGCUCUGUUGACCCAGACGAUUCUUUCUCCCGGAUUCCAUACGAAAAAGGCUUCUCGCUUCUUUACCACCUCCAGUCGCUCGUUGGCAUUCCUAAGUUUGAAGGCUUUCUCAAAGGCAACGUCGAGCUUUUGGGCGAAACGCAUGAAUUCACCAAAUUGGUGAUCAAGCAAUCCGGGUCAAUCGACCCCGACGACGCCUUUUCGAGCAUUCCUUAUGAAAAAGGUUUCGCGCUGUUGUACCAUCUUGAGACUCUUUUGAGUGUUCCUAAGUUUGAGGCAUUCCUCAAAGCCUACAUCGAGGCAUUCUCCUACAAAGCGUUGGAUACUCAACAAUGGAAGGACCUUCUUUUCAAGCACUUCUCUGGUUCAGAAGAAGAUACCGCUAUUUUGAAUAAGGUCGACUGGGAUGCUUGGUUCAACAACACUGGAAUGCCUCCUGUUCCUAAGCCACAGUACGAUACAAGCCUACAGGAUGUGUGCACCGCUCUGGCGAAAAAGUGGCGCGCAGGUGACGGUGCUCCAAGUGCGGAUGAUAUUGCCUCAUUCAAUUCCGGUCAGCUUCAAGAAUUCCUCGACCAGCUUGUCCUCGAUAGUUCCUUCUCACCCGAGCAGGUUCAGCAAAUGUCCGAUGUUUAUAAGGGCAUUUCAGAGUCGCACAACUCGGAAGUGCGUUUCCGAUGGAUUCACCUUGGCCUCAAAUCACGAUUCAAGCCAGCUAUUGAUAAUGCUUUGGCGAUGGUCACCGAACAGGGGCGUAUGAAAUUCACACGACCGUUGUACCGAGACUUGAAGAAUUGGGACCUCGCGCUGCCAAGAGCGGUGGAAACUUUCAAAAAGAAUCGUCCAUCGAUGCAUCCGACCACUGCCGCCCUCGUUGCCAAAGACCUUGGGCUGCAAUAA
Oikopleura dioica is the source of this 2028-nucleotide messenger RNA. The record is from the annotation of a GenBank genome assembly. Lineage: Eukaryota; Metazoa; Chordata; Appendicularia; Copelata; Oikopleuridae.